Messenger RNA from Sclerotinia sclerotiorum 1980 UF-70, 3288 nucleotides. RefSeq lists its product as hypothetical. Gene Ontology annotation, molecular function: protein binding. The record is from RefSeq and is a predicted model, not a curated record. The transcript has 5 exons. Lineage: Eukaryota; Fungi; Ascomycota; Leotiomycetes; Helotiales; Sclerotiniaceae. The coding region runs from base 1 to 3288 and encodes 1095 amino acids.
AUGACGAUUGGAGACGCGGCUAGCACAUCGAAAGAUGUAGGGUUGGAUGGUGGGCAGAUGGAGGAGUAUAGUGGCUUCGUGAGCAGCCAAUACACAUCAGUCCCAGCAGUCGGUGAUGCCUCUAGGUGCCAUAACCUACAUGCAGCAUCGGAUCUAGUCACUCCAAUUGAUGAUACGGCUCUCGAUCCACCUUUCCUAGCCAAUCCGUGGAAACUCCCUCAACUUGAACCAGUCCCAGAUGAAGAAGGAAGCCGUGAUAAAGGAAAAGAGGUUGAACGUGGGAGAACAUUAGAGCGAAGCCCAAGAUAUUCGAAUCCUCUCGCAAAGGCUGAAUCACGACCUCAAAGGAACAAAACAACCAUUGAAGUGGAUGGUCGCUCAAUAAGAACACGCGAUCGAAGCCAGACUCUUCAUGAAAACCCAAAUGAUCCUUGCGCAAUUUUUGAUGACCAGGUAUUGGAACCCUUAAUAGGUAUAGCACAACAAGAUAGUUUCUCGGAAGUGCUUAGUGGACAUGCAUCUCCAGCAAGUUUGAACGGCUCCCUCGACGCGAAAGAAUUAAAGGGACGACUUCGAUCUAGAACUUCAGGGGGAAGCUCUCUGGGAUCAACUAUAUCUCCUAUUGAAUCACUCACUCGAACAGUCACAACCGUUUACAACGAUUCCACUCCUGUUUUCCCAGACCCAACCUUACCAGUCGAAUCAUCUUCUUGUCGACUACCUAGUGUUGAUCGACUAGAAGAAUCUGCUCGUCAGUCGACAUCAUUCACUUUCUCAAAACUACCAACGGAAAUCAUUCAACAAAUAUAUGAUUAUCUUACUCCGGCUGAUUUCAAUUCGGCGAGACAUACAUGUCGAACAUGGUUUUUUACUAGUAUAGAACGUUCCCUUCUUGAAAAUAUGAUCCGCCGUGGAGGUUGGGAAUCUAGCUGUCAACAGGAAAUCUCUGAGACAAAAUGCGCGGCAUUUAAACGUAGUCCGGAGUAUGAUUGGUUCAUGAGUAAGCGUAUCUCGAGAGAGUGUGCUCUUGGGCCAAAUUGGACGGGGCGCGGGGUACCAGUGAGUCCGGACAGGUUUCCACUAGAAUCGAAACAGUCGUCAUUUUCAUCAGCUUCAAUGGUGGAUUUCACAGAAGUCGCUGUCCAAUACAAAGAUACGACUCCUGCUGGAACUAUUUUCACGGUGAGUAGCUGUGGAAAGUUCUUGAUGGCUGCGAAUGGUUGUUUAAUCUAUGUUUAUGAACUAAACAGAAGCCAUCAUGAUGUGGAUGAUUGGUAUGAAGUUCAACCUGGUUCUUUGCGUCCAGUCACCAGCAUCAUAUGUCCACACAGAGUGUUAGCUUGCAGCAUGGAUACUUCAUCACAUAGGUAUGCAAUAGCUGCUCUCCUCGAUGGGCGUAUGGGUCUUGUGUGCGAUAUUUCUCUUAGCAAUAUAGCUCCACCCACUUCUUCGGAACCUGGGACUGCGGACCUUUCUUCGCAGGAUUCGAGUCGCUCAGACCUCUCACUAUCUCCUAGAAAUGAUACUAAUCAUGGUGUAUCGUUUCUCGACCGUGUUAGUUUAGACAGUUCAGCUCCGGUUCAAAGGGCUGGAAGAUCUACAACUGCUUUUGUUUUCCCUGGCAUAGCUACAACUCGUAGUGGUGGUAGUUCUCCAGGGGUGGCGCAACGUCCAGAUUAUAAUGAAGCGUCCAGAUCAGCCAGUGCUGUAAAGAAUUCUUAUCCUCCUGAAGAAACCGGUCCACACUCCGUUGGAGCAGGUAGUCGAAUGCGGAGCAGAUUACCAGCUCGUAAAAAAUCAAACCUUAAUACCAGAGAAAUGCCCGUUGAAACAGGUACGCGUUCGAUAUAUAGAAACCUCUGCUCUGAAGAUGAUCCUCCUCGCUCAGUGGCUAUCUGUCCUCAACGACGAUGUGUAGCGUUUGGCUGCUCGGCCGGUAUCGAGUUGCAUUGGGUUGAUGCUUUGACUGGGCAAGAUCUGAAUAGAUGGUUUCCACUCACUGCUCCUAGCGAUUUUUUGUUCUUCUUACCUCCGCGGAAAAGUAUAGAUUCAGCGAAAAAGUUGAGGCUCAUUAGUACCCAAGCGAAUGUGCAGCUGUACAUGAGAGAGCAUAUGGAAGAAGACCACGAGGUGCUUCAUUUUGGCAAAGAAUCGGCUGGAAUGGAAGCCAGGGGGACAAUAGUGAGGAAAUGGAACAUGCUCAGCAGAUACUGGCACCAGUGGGAAGGUUUCGAAGUGAUUCCGGCAGAAGGGUCGACCAUUCUGAUCAUUAUCGUGCGGUACCACUUAGUGAUGGUUAUCAUAUCCUAUUUACUGAUCCAAGUACUGGAGCUCUUUGCUUGGGCAGUGAUGCACCUGUCGGAGGACCUACCAAAUUACUUCGUAAAGUUUGGUUUCAGGGAACCAGAAGGUAGAGGUAGUCCAACGGUCUAUGCUGGAGGUGCUGACUUAAGGUGGGGAGUGAGAGUUGUGGCAGCAUUUGGAAAGUUGUACAGAACAGAGUAUCUGGAUGUUCUCCGUUCCCGGAGACAAAGUUCUGUUGUACACAAACGAAGCAUUUCCAAGAAUUCUAAAAAUAUGCAAUGGCUGGACUGGUGGCCCGAUGAGGGACUUCAAGCAUGGCUGGAUCUCAUUCGGCAUCCGGUACCGGGUAUUCUUCCAGGAAGUAUGUGGCCAGUUAGGAUCAAGGGUCAAAGAAUAGGGACAUGUUCUAAUAUAGUUGACCUUGCGAUCGAUUCAAGUAAUGGUAUCACCAUUUGGGCAUUUAGCACGGAUGGGAUUGCUAAGAUUUGGCAUUUAGAAGAUGGAAAACACAGAGAUUUGGCAAGAUUAAGUGUAUUGAGAGAUGGUACAAUCCGCGAAAAUGAUUACGAGGGUGACAUUGAGUUGAACGGUACAUUUCUCACCUCUGAGAUUCUUCAACACCGCUCUACAAUAGAACAACAAUCAUUUGAUGGAACCAUGUCGCCAGAUAUAUCAACAAUUAUCACAGCACGAAGAGGCUCAGGCUGGAGUUACCAAAGUGUAAAUUAUGACUCGGAUGGUGAUGUGGUUAUGGAAGAUGUAUAUGGACCGGGCGUCGAUAUGCCAGCGACGUGGUCGAGACCGGAAAGAGUAUAUGAGGAAGGUCAACCGGUUCAGGAUCAACAGUAUCAGUAUUUAAUGUCCCGUUGGCCACGAUCGGCCGUGGGGUAUAGGAGGUGGUGGGAGAGGGCGGCAGUUAGUGGGGAUAUGGCGAGGGUGGUGGAGGCUAGGGGGGUUACGAGGAUCGAGAUUGAAAUUCGUUGA